Osmia lignaria (orchard mason bee) is the source of this 2031-nucleotide messenger RNA. Lineage: Eukaryota; Metazoa; Arthropoda; Insecta; Hymenoptera; Megachilidae. The record is from RefSeq and is a predicted model, not a curated record.
GGACAAAAGGGCGGACAAACAAAAUGAAAGAAAAAGUGGGGAAAAAAGAAAACACAAAAAAAGGUGUUGCGAGUGUUAAAGUACUUUGUGCAACUAGCGAAUAAAGUCAAAAGUGGGUGUCAUCAUAGUGAUCACAGCAUAUUGCAUCGACGAGCAUCAACAAAAAUCCACGGCUUAUUUGAACAAGAAACACGCAGUAUUCACACAGACGCGCAAACGUUCUUACGUGCCAAGGUUCCAGGAGUUAGUAGGAAAGUAACAUUUCGACGAAAAAUAUAUUUAGAAGAGUUUUCGAAACGAGUUAUCGGUUAAAGAAGCUGUUGUUCGUAAACUAAGACAUCUUAAAAUAAUAUCGAACUGGUACAAUAAUUUUGGUGGAAAAGAAAAAAGACGAUGAAAGAAAGACAAGCAGAGUGCGUACUCAGCGUACUGUACACGUCGUCUGCGAUUUUUUCCGUAACGGGUUUGAUCUGUUUGGCGACAGUUUGGCAAUACUGGGCAUGGAUCUUGAACGUUUGUAUCAGCAUCGAUUGCGGUUGUAUAUUGUACGGGAUCAAUACCUUUCGAACAUUCUUGGGAGGUGACGCAAAACUUUGCCACUUUGGAGUGUACGGUUUGAUUCCUACGCUUUUAAUCGGUCUCUGCCUUGGCGGAUAUCACGGAUAUCGAUGCUGCAUUGAUAAAAGUAUCGAGGAACCCGUACGAAUGUACGAUGAUGCCGCCAGAAACUUGAACAAAAGCGAAGCAACGGUAGUAGUGAGAGUCAAAAGAAGAACUCCGUACGAACAGUGGAUACCAGCUGUGUUUCUUGCAAUUUUGCUCUGCUGUUUAUCGUUGGCUCACGCAGUUGUAACGACUGAUGGUUAUUAUAAAACUUGUAACAAUUACAGAAGAAGGUUGAUACAAAUUUUAGAUUCGAGAGGUCGCGAAGCCGAGGUGAUACAUAACAGACUAUCGUGCGGAGCAAUUUUUGACUUUAUGGAUUAUUUACAAUCGGACGUAGUGGUUGAUCCGAAUACAAACUGGGAACGAGGCAAAGAAACCGACACUGGUUUUGCUCUACGAUUAACCAUUAUUUCUACCUGGUUGAACUUUAUCGCCUGGAUGUUUAUAGUCUUAUUCAAUAUCGUAAUCGCACGUAAAAAGUUUCGUUGCUGUUAAAUAUCAUUUUGACAGAUAUAAAUGUUUAUUCCGUUAUUUUCUUAAAUGAAAUUUGUUAUUAUUUUAACGAGCAGUCGUGCUAUUUUAUAGGCACGUUAAAUGUACAAUUACAGGAGGUACAUAUGUAAUGUAAGACUUUCUUUGGCUACGAGUAAGGUCAGACAGACAAACUUUCAACUUUCGAAGAAAUUUGGAAAAAUAUAACGUAGACCCUCCUAUCGUCGUACAUCAUAAAGAAGAAACAUAAAUAAAGAUGUUUAGCUGUUUAUUUUUCACUUGACUUUAACCGAGGAAAGCUUAGGUUGCACAGAACUGUAAAUACGGAUACGAACACUCACGAGUACGCCAAGCAUCGCUGAUUGUUACGAGUAUCCUAGCAGUACUCGAUUUUUAAACUAAAUUUCAGAUUUCACGAUUAAAUGUUCUGUAAUCUGUACACGAGGAAUUCUCUGCUCUUGUAUCAUUCGACUAGUUGCUUAGUAAUUGACGGAAUCAACGUUGCAUAGGAUACAAUAGCGAUACGUUGUUUUUAUUUCGAACUUAUUUAUUACCUGUUACUGGGUGUGCAUGCGUACGUAUGCACUAACAAGUUUCAGGAAUUUGUCGAAUAAUCAAAGUUUUAAUCGCCUAACGUUUGUAUAAACUUUGUUUCCUUUGUUGUCGAUAAUCCGAGCGGUGGAACGCCCAUAAGAAAGGUAUAAUUGUAUAAUACUUAUCGCUAUUCGCCACAUAAAUGACAUAUAUUUUAUUUCACUUCCAUGAACAUGUUACAAACGGAGCAAUGUUUUUUAUUUUUUUUUAGGAUACAAUAUACAAGUGUAAGAAAAGUUUUGUUUGCGUUGAUAAACAAACUUAAGUGAAAUUACAGGA